Messenger RNA from Paramecium tetraurelia, 2256 nucleotides. RefSeq lists its product as uncharacterized. The transcript has 4 exons. The record is from RefSeq and is a predicted model, not a curated record. Gene Ontology annotation, biological process: SNARE complex disassembly; Golgi to plasma membrane protein transport; intra-Golgi vesicle-mediated transport. Gene Ontology annotation, cellular component: Golgi stack. Lineage: Eukaryota; Ciliophora; Oligohymenophorea; Peniculida; Parameciidae. Gene Ontology annotation, molecular function: ATP binding; ATP hydrolysis activity.
AUGAUUCCAGCAAAGGCAUUCUAACUACUACCAGUGGCUCUUAAUAAGACUGAGGAGGCAUUUACAGGAUUUCUUUAUACAUCUAAGAAUACACAUGCUCAAUUGAAAUAAAGAUAUAAUGUUUAAGGAGAUUUAUUUAUAUAGAUUAAUGGCUAUGUUUUUUAAUUGCAAGGAGAAAAUGGAUACAAAGACGAUUCCAUUGCAGGGAGCAAAUACGUAAGAUAAUUGCUGAGAAUGUCAUUCACAGAUAAGAUUGACGUGGCAGUGUUUUCACUUCCAAAAGAUAAAGAAUACAGAUUGGGAGUUCUUGAUGUUGAAUUGGAUAUCGUCUAAUAAUCAGGAACUCUAGACAGACUUGAAUUGAAUUCUGAAGACUUAGCCCCAUUCUUGAAAAGAGCAUAUAGUGGUUAAUUCUUCAGAGCAGGUUAAAUUCAGCUAUUUUUGUUUGAAGGCAACACUUACUUAUUUAAAGUUACUCGUACUGAUGUAUUGAGUGUGGGAGUGGAAUCAUAGCAAGUCAAAUUUAUGGGAGGAGGAAUGUUGGUUGAUGAAACUGAAGUUGAAUUCAGUAUCAGACAAGGAGUAAACCAAUUGAAAAUGAAGAAUGCUUCAACACAUACAGCUAGUAUAUUUAGAGAAGAUUUUUCAUUUGAUAAAUUGGGAGUUGGAGGUUUAGAUAAAGAAUUGGCAAACAUAUUUAGAAGAGCAUUCUCAUCAAGAAGAUUCCCAUAAGCCUUCCUUGAAAAAUAUGGUAUCAAGCAUAUCAAAGGUCUCUUGUUGUAUGGUCCUCCAGGAACUGGUAAAACCUUGAUUGCAAGAUAAUUGGCUAAAGUGUUGAAGGCUAAGCCUCCAAAGAUUGUUAAUGGACCAGAGAUUUUCAGUAAAUUUGUAGGAGAGGCCGAAGAAAAUGUCAGAAAACUAUUUGCUGAGGCUAUUGCAGAUCAAGAGACAAAGGGUGAUUAAAGUGAUUUGCAUAUCAUUGUCUUUGAUGAAAUGGAUGCCAUAUGUAAAUAAAGAGGAUCCAUUAACUCUGGAUCAGGAGCCUAUGAUAACGUUGUAAAUCAAUUGUUAUCCAUGAUUGAUGGAGUCAAUUCUCUUAACAAUAUAUUGGUCAUUGGUAUGACUAAUAGAAAAGACUUAAUUGAUGAGGCUGUUCUAAGACCAGGAAGAUUUGAAGUACAUAUUGAGGUUGGAUUGCCGGAUGAAUAAGGUAGAUAAUAGAUUUUAAACAUUCAUACUGAUAAUCUCAAAAAGAAUAAUGCCCUCGAUAAAGAUGUGAAUUUAGAAGAGUUAGCUUAAAUUACUAAGAAUUAUACAGGGGCUGAAAUCGAAGCUGUAGUGAAAUCUGCAUCCUCCUUUGCAUUUUAGAGAAUGUAGAGUAUUUUUGAUUUCUAAAAGAAAUUAACUAAAUAAGACGAACUUCAAGUCAGAAGAUGUGAUUUCAUGAAUGCCUUAGAUGAAGUCAAACCUUAAUUUGGUAUUGAUACAAAUAAAUUUGAUUUGCUACUCAAAAAUAGAUUAAUCGAUUUUGGUGAAGAAUUCAGAAAACUUCAAAAAAUCCUAAAAAAUACUAUUGAUUAAACUAGAUUUGGUAAGAAUUCUCAAUUGAAUUCUGUUUUAUUGGAAGGAGAACAAGGUUCAGGCAAAACAAGUGUAGCAGCAUGGUUGGCAGUUGAAUGUGGAUUCCCAUAUGUUAAGUUAAUAUCUCCUGAAACAUUCAUCGGUUUAACUGAAGGUGCUAUCAUCAAUCAGAUGGUUAGAAUCUUCAAUGAUGCAUACAAAUCAUCACUUUCAUGCAUUUUGAUUGACAACAUUGAAAGACUCAUUGAAUACGUAGAUAUCGGUCCCAGAUUCUCCAAUGCUAUCUUAUAGGCUCUAUUAGUAUUAAUCAAGAGACUACCAGAUAAAUCUUAAUGUAGACUCCUUAUUAUAGGCACAACAUCACAAUAUCAAAUAAUGAAAUAAUUGGAAGUAGUCUCUUGUUUCAAUGUUGCCUUUAAAGUUCCUAAUCUGAUCAAGCCUGAUGAAAUCAAUUUGGUUAUCAAAGAUUACUUGACCACUUCACCUUAAUCUUCAAACAAAAUUUAAUUAUCUUAAUAGUAGGAAUAGUCAGUCAAUACGAUUGCUACUUAAAUCAAGGACAUUCCAAUCAAGAGAUUAUUGAUGUUGCUUGAUAUGGUAGGUGCUUAAGAGAAGGGUUUGAAUGUUGAGGAGUUCAUGAUUUGUUACACCACUGUUAUGAUGAAUCACCUUUGA